Aspergillus luchuensis is the source of this 915-nucleotide messenger RNA. RefSeq lists its product as uncharacterized. The coding region runs from base 1 to 915 and encodes 304 amino acids. The record is from RefSeq and is a predicted model, not a curated record. NCBI's taxonomy places the organism in Eukaryota, Fungi, Ascomycota, Eurotiomycetes, Eurotiales, Aspergillaceae. The transcript is spliced from 2 exons.
AUGAUGAAACUUCAACGAGAUUCCAGCAGAAACGCAUACCUCGUAUGCCUUCUGCUCGCUCUUCAAUGCACAUGCUUUGUACGAGCAGAGAGCUUUACCUAUCCAACAGCAACGGAAUAUCAUUUCAUUGUGGGAGACCUUGUCAAUGUAUCCUGGGACGUGGUGACAUCGCGUGUUUCUCUUUAUGAAGUGUGCAACACCAAGAUUCCCUUGCUAUUAAACGUCACAAACCCCUACAGCUAUGUCUGGAACGCAACCCGCGAUAAAUAUAGAGAGUCUGGCUGCGCGUUCGAGCUCGAUUCCCUGGACAUGUUCGGUAUUCUUAACCCACCAGUACUCACAAGUGUCAAGAUUGGCGUGAGCAAGCGUCAGAAAGAUGAUCCUCCACCUGAGUUUUAUAACUUGUACGACCCGACCAGCAGCACAUCCAGCAGUACUUCUAGCACUACUUCAAUGAAAACCACCUCUAGUGCUACUUCAGCAACAUCCACCUCUACAUCUUCUUCACAUGCUACAAGCACCGCGGCGGCCGAAACAACAGCAGCAUCAGCAUCCUCUAUUCCAGCUACCACCGAUAACGGCAGUGGUCUUACUGUUGCACAGAAAGUUGGGAUCGGUCUCGGGGUCCCGUUAGGAGUGCUGGUAAUAUCCACUGCUGGGGCUUUAGGCUUUCUGUAUCGACGCCGAUCGCAAAUGGGGAGUGGAUUGGACGAGACACCGAAUUCGGAUCAACCCGCAUCCUCUGGAAUGGUUGAAGCGGUCAAACCUCCAUGGGAUCCUCGCAUUUCCAGGACGGAAACUGUGAUCGCAGAACUGCCUUCGCCGUCUUCUGACAUGGAAGGUAUAUCAGAGGAGGCGAAUCAUCGACCGAUAAGUGAAGUAAUGGGGACUCCUCGGAGUGAGCUUAGUACUUGA